Molecule: messenger RNA, 1560 nt
Organism: Phanerochaete carnosa HHB-10118-sp
Lineage: Eukaryota; Fungi; Basidiomycota; Agaricomycetes; Polyporales; Phanerochaetaceae
Exons: 2
Coding region: 1-1560 (519 amino acids)
Source: RefSeq, a predicted model, not a curated record
AUGUCGCGCGCCACUGGAGCCGAUCUACCACCUGAAGUACUAUCAUACAUUCUCCAGUGUGUUCCGCCAUAUUAUCUCUGGCUUGACUUAGACGAACGUCGCGAGUUGAAGCGCGGGCUCGCUGGGCCUGCCCUCGUAUGCAAGCACUGGUCCGAAGACAUCAGACCUACCCUCUUCCAAGAACUCGAGUUGCGCAGCGCCGAAGACGUACGGUUCCUCAAGAAUAUCGUCAGCAGUCCCGGAUUCGCAGCUUCAUGUCUGUCCGGGUCCAUCAGGUGGAUAUAUAUCCGCCAAGAAGCUACGGGAGCAAAGCCCUGGCUUCACCAUGUUCAUGGACUUUCAACCCGACUCCAAGGGACAAAAUUCCGCUGUGUCGUCAAGAACCGCGCGGGCGAUGCUGCAUCAACAGCCGGCCGUUGGGCCCCAUUCGAGUCGAUACCCACCGUCACCCCAUCCUAUAUCCGACUCUCCUCUCUCAUUCUCCGCGAUGUUGUAUUCGCGAGCAAGACCGAGCUCAUACGGCUCGUCGACAAUUUCCCCACGCUCGAAGACUGCUAUUGCGAGCGACUGACCUUCCUUGACCCGUUGCCGCCCGCCCGCCCACGCAGACUCCGCCGACGUUCUCCACCGACUCGCCACAACUUCCUAUGUACGAUGAGUUAUUGUAAAGAUAUGGUGGCUCCCAUUCAAGCGGCACUUGCUACAGACAUCGUGGACCCUGCUCGCCUCAUGGGCCUUGACGACCGCACAUGGGACACAUCCCUCCAGGGACUGCUUGCGUUGGCACCGAGGGUACCCGGACGGGUAGACGUGUCUCUGGAUGGCGAUAUGCCUGGUAGAUAUUCUAACGCGGUGGAGAUCCAUUGCUAUUCACUCAGUCCAGGUCAGCCUGCGGGCCCCGACAUCAUCGCUGAAGUUAGGUUUUGCCGAUCAAGUGCGGGCCAGGAUGCGGGGCCUACACUCGCGCAUAUCGAGAGCAUCGAUCUCGAACUCCUACUUGGCGAUGUCGGAGUUGCGGACACCCUUCCUUGGGACGGCUUGCGACCCGUCAUUGAUUCCCCGCACAUGCGCCGCCUUUGUAUCAAGUAUUAUGCGCCGGAGAAUGGAUGCUUCGAGGGCGCGAAGAAGGUCUUGUGCUCUGUGCUGCGCCGCUCGCAGCUGACCUGGGCUCUCGAAUCAGGCAAACUGCAAUUCGAGAGACAUUUCCGUCCUGAGAAUUCUGUUACGAGAGAAGACAUCUUGUCAGUACCGACGAAGCACACCAUCGACGGCACCACGAUCACUCUCGACAUCGCCGAACAAGCCGAGUGGUUGCUGCGCCCGGUCCACGCUCGCUCUGAAGAGCACACAACGGAGACCAGGGAGCAUUACUUACGAGAGCUCGUAACGAACCGUCCGAGCGGACCAUCCACGGACGCAGCCUCAGGGACCGCGCCGCCCACUGCAGAUGGCGCUCAAGACACGGCAGUCGAGCAGACGUGGGAAGCGGCGGAGGGAGAUGGGCCGGUAGGCGAACAGGGCGAGGAAACGGGCGACGUCGGUGACGAAGAGAGCAUAUAG